AUGUCAGACCGCGAAUUUGGAGGCAACGACGAGCUUUCGCUCCCGAAAGCCACCGUCCAGAAGAUCAUCAACGAGAUCCUCGCAAAUGACCCGGGCGUCACGUUCGCCAAGGAGACGCGUGACCUCUUGAUCGAGUGCUGUGUUGAGUUCAUCACCAUGAUCUCCUCCGAGGCAAACGAUAUCGCCGAGAAGGAAGCGAAGAAGACGAUCGCAUGCGAGCACGUCAAGGCUGCGCUGGAGGACUUCGGCUUUGGAAACUACGUGGACGACAUCAUGCAGGUCGCGGCGGACCAGCGCAAGCAGCAGAUGAACCGCGAGAAGAAGCAGAGCAAGAUCGAGCAAAGUGGUCUCAGCGAGGAGGAGCUGAUCAGGCAGCAGCAGGAGCUCUUCCGGUCCGCCACCGACAAGUUCAACUCGGGUCCGCACGAGGCAGCGAGCUAUAAGCGCUACGUGCUGUUCACCGCGAAGCAGCUCAACCGUCAAGCCGCCAAAGCUGGCAAGGAUGAGCAGACCGAGAAGACGAAGCUCGAAAAGGCUAUGAAGCAGGGCCACAACGACAUCGCCAAAAUCUACGCCCAGAACGCCAUAAGGAAGCAGAAUGAAAAGCUCAACCUGCUGCGUUUGGCGUCGCGCAUCGACGCUGUCAGCAGCAGGGUACAAACAGCGGUGACGAUGCGUCAGGUCACGGGUAGCAUGGCGAACGUGGUCAAAGGCAUGGACUCGGCCAUGAAGACUAUGGACCUGGAAAAGAUCUCCGCAGUCAUGGACAAAUUCGAGACGCAGUUCGAGGACCUGGACGUCGCGACUGGCUAUUACGAAAACGCCACCUCCUCGGCCACGGCCGUCGGCACACCACAAGAGGACGUCGACCGUCUGAUGGCGCAGGCCGCGGACAAGGCGGGAGUCGAGCUCAACCAGGAACUCGAGGGCGCUACGCCUGCCAAGACGAAGAUUGGUCCUACCGAGGAGAUGGAAGAUGGCCUCAACGAGCGCCUCAGGGCUCUGAGGAACUAA
Messenger RNA from Lasiodiplodia theobromae, 1014 nucleotides. RefSeq names its product Transcription factor. Gene Ontology annotation, biological process: negative regulation of transcription by RNA polymerase II; positive regulation of transcription by RNA polymerase II; RNA polymerase II preinitiation complex assembly. Lineage: Eukaryota; Fungi; Ascomycota; Dothideomycetes; Botryosphaeriales; Botryosphaeriaceae. The coding region runs from base 1 to 1014 and encodes 337 amino acids. Gene Ontology annotation, cellular component: negative cofactor 2 complex. Gene Ontology annotation, molecular function: general transcription initiation factor activity; protein heterodimerization activity; TBP-class protein binding. The transcript has 8 exons. The record is from RefSeq and is a predicted model, not a curated record.